This is a messenger RNA of Sinocyclocheilus grahami, 1701 nucleotides long. It is a transcript of the gene ada2a, whose product is annotated as adenosine deaminase 2a. Bases 50 to 1288 code for a protein of 412 amino acids. Gene Ontology annotation, molecular function: adenosine deaminase activity. Gene Ontology annotation, biological process: inosine biosynthetic process; adenosine catabolic process. Lineage: Eukaryota; Metazoa; Chordata; Actinopteri; Cypriniformes; Cyprinidae. The record is from RefSeq and is a predicted model, not a curated record. The transcript is spliced from 8 exons.
UUUGCCAGAAAGACACUGUACAAAAUAUUUAAACUCCACCUAGGCUUAUAUGAUUAUUUAUCUGAUCUUUUGUCUAGGAGCCGCCCUGCAUGUUCAUGACUUUGCUAUGGUGGGUGUGGAUUGGUUGGUAAAAAACGUGACCUACAGAGAGAACUGCUACGUGUGCUUCACAGAUGAGCAGACCGUGCAGUUUAUCUUCUCCUCUGGACAACCUGCGUCUCGUCCACGCUGCUCCUCAUGGACUUUGCUCAGAUCCCUCAGGGAGAAGAUUAAAAACAGCACUGAUUUGGACAACAGUUUCAAUCGAAAUCUCACGCUUUUCACCGAGGACCCAGAUAGAGCCUAUCCUAGGCAAGAAAUUGUGUGGAAGAGAUUUGAGCAGGCAUUCUUGGUGGCCUACGGGUUGGUCACCUAUGCACCUGUGUUUAAAGACUACCUCUAUGAAGGUCUCAGACAGUUUUACGAGGACAACAUCAUGUAUGUGGAAAUCAGGGCGCUGCUGCCAGCGACAUAUGAACUUGAUGGCAGAUUAAAUAACAAGGACUGGAGUAUGAGGGCCUGCCAGGACGUUGUGAAAGGAUUUACAGCAAACUUCCCAGACUUCCUAGGGGCUCGAGUGAUUUUUACCGUCCACAGGGGUAUAAAUGCAACUGAGGCGGUGAAGACAGUAGAGGAAGCAAUGACACUACACAGGGACUUUCCAGAUAUCAUGGCAGGCUUUGACUUUGUAGGACAGGAAGACCUUGGAAGACCUCUGUGGUACUUCAAGGACGCUUUGAGUCUACCUGAAGACAGGGGUGUUAACCUGCCCUACUUUUUCCAUGCAGGAGAGACAGAUUCACAGGGAACAGAUGUCGAUCAGAACCUCAUGGAUGCUCUUCUAUUCAACACCACACGUAUAGGUCACGGCUUUGCUUUGGCACGUCAUCCUGUAGUUAAAGAGUUGUCUAUAAAGAUGGAUGUACCAAUUGAAGUCUGUCCAAUCUCAAAUCAGGUGUUAAAAUUGGUCUCAGACUUGCGGGACCACCCAGUGGCAGUACUGAUGGCUGAGGGUCAUCCUGUAGUGAUCAGCUCAGAUGAUCCAGCUCUGUUUGGGGCCACUGCCCUUUCACACGAUUUCUACGAAGCCUUCAUGGGUUUUGGAGGAAUGAGCUUUAAUUUAGGCACAUUGAAAGAGCUGGUCAUAAACUCCCUCAGGUACAGCUCAUUGCCAAGUCAAACAAAAAAAAAGGCUAUUGAGGUAUUGCUGGUAAAAUGGGACAAGUUUGUCUUGGAAAGUUUACUGUAGACGACUUUAACAGAUAGUCUGUAAAUCAGGACAUUUUAAACAUGCUCUAAGGGCAUUUUUACAGGAUGUUUUCCCCAUUUGUUUAUCAUAUUGGUGAACAUACUGGGGUGUGAAUACUGCAGUUUACACUGUUACUUGGUGUGAGGAAAUGAAUGUAUUAUCUUGAACUAGCCUGUGCUGCCAGCUGGUGCAGAAUCUGUGUACUAAUCAUCUGUACUUUCAUUGACUCUAGUGCUUGCACCUUCAGGCUGAUGACAGCAAUUUUGUAAAUACUAAUCAAGAUUUUAGAUUUUUAGACAGCAAAGUGACACAACAUAUAGGUGUUAACAGGGUAGACCACUUCAGGACACCUGUUAAACAACAAAAACUGUGAUGUAUGAUGUCAAUUAAUUGUUUUAUUUGAAAAAGUAGUA